Phalaenopsis equestris is the source of this 1031-nucleotide messenger RNA. Its product is annotated as katanin p60 ATPase-containing subunit A1-like. NCBI's taxonomy places the organism in Eukaryota, Viridiplantae, Streptophyta, Magnoliopsida, Asparagales, Orchidaceae. Gene Ontology annotation, biological process: microtubule severing. Gene Ontology annotation, molecular function: ATP hydrolysis activity. The coding region runs from base 219 to 1031 and encodes 270 amino acids. The record is from RefSeq and is a predicted model, not a curated record. The transcript is spliced from 4 exons. Gene Ontology annotation, cellular component: microtubule cytoskeleton.
UUAAUAACAAACUUUAAAUUUGGUAACUUUUAGACGUUAACAAGCUGGAGGGAGUGGUGUAGACAGAGGAACAUCUGCAACUCCCAAAGCUCGUCUUCCGAAAAUCAGCGACCGAGCUUUGUCGAUAGGGUGAAGGCAGAUUUGGGCGAAUUGCGGUCCUUUACAAGCAUUGCUUUGGAUUCCGCAGAACUUAACGCCCAAAUCUGUAGAUCUAGGCAAUGUCGGGUUCUCUAGCCGGACUACAAGAUCAUCUCAAGCUUGCGAGGGACUACGCGCUCGAAGGCCUCUACGACACUUCUAUCAUCUUUUUUGAUGGCGUUAUUGCACAGAUCAACAAGCAUCUGAAUGCUCUUGAUGAUGCUGUUAUUCGCACAAAAUGGUUGAACUGCAAAAAGGCCAUUUCGGAGGAAAUAGAAAUAGUUAAGCAACUUGAUGCUGAAAUAAGGGCCUUCAAGGAAAUUCCAGGAUCGAGGAGGUCCUCAUCUCCACCACUUCCUACAAAAGCCUUUGUUUUCCAACCAUUGGAUGAAUAUCCAACAUCAAGCGCUUCCUUGGAUGAUCCUGAUGUGUGGAGACCACCUAGUCGAGAUAACCCACAAUAUGGAAGUAGAAGAUCAACUAGGAGCAGUCCAGCUAGUGCACGGAAGUCUUCAGAUGCAACAUGGGCACGCGGUUCAUCUAAGUCUGGAAUUGCUGGCCGCGGUGCCAAGUCUAAUGCAAAUAAAGGUAGCUCAGGUGUUAGAUCCUCAGCUUCCUCUGGGUUGACAGGGAAAAAAGGCAAAUCAACUAGCAAGUCAGACUCGCAGGGUGAUGCUGAAGAAGGAAAGAUAAAAAAGGGACAAUAUGAAGGGCCUGAUCCUGAUUUGGCUGCAAUGCUAGAGAGGGAUGUCUUGGAGACAAGCCCAGGUAUAAGAUGGGAUGAUGUUGCAGGACUAAGUGAAGCGAAAAGACUGCUAGAAGAAGCUGUUGUGCUCCCUCUAUGGAUGCCUGAAUAUUUUCAGUUGUUUGGUAGGAUGGCCAGUCUCCAUUGA